This is a messenger RNA of Silurus meridionalis, 2731 nucleotides long. Its product is annotated as catenin beta-1-like. Lineage: Eukaryota; Metazoa; Chordata; Actinopteri; Siluriformes; Siluridae. The transcript is spliced from 15 exons. The coding region runs from base 202 to 2541 and encodes 779 amino acids. Gene Ontology annotation, cellular component: catenin complex; adherens junction. Gene Ontology annotation, molecular function: transcription coactivator activity; protein phosphatase binding; alpha-catenin binding. Gene Ontology annotation, biological process: cell adhesion; positive regulation of transcription by RNA polymerase II. The record is from RefSeq and is a predicted model, not a curated record.
GACAGUGACGGGACGCCAUUUUGAGGCUCCAGUUUCCAGCUAGCAGAGCAGCGAGCCGCAGCGGAGAGGAGGCACCGAAAACCUUUUCUUUUUUUUGCUUUUAUCCUAGUUUUUGGAUAUAUUGACAAGGCUCCCUCUGUCGCCGCUUAAAGAAGAAAGAAAAGAUUCGGAAGCAGUUCGGACUGACGGCUUGGCAUCACGAUGGCUACCCAGUCUGAUCUGAUGGAGCUGGACAUGGCGAUGGAGCAGGACCGGAAGGCUGCAGUAAGCCACUGGCAGCAGCAGUCCUACCUGGACUCUGGUAUCCACUCUGGAGCCACCACCACAGCACCUUCACUGUCUGGCAAGGGGAACCCUGAGGAUGAGGACCUGGAAAACCAGGUGCUGUAUGAGUGGGAGCAGGGAUUCGGCCAACCCUUUACACCGGAGCACGUGACAGAGAUGGACGGGCAGUACGCCAUGACGCGUGCCCAGCGGGUGCGUGCCGCCAUGUUUCCCGAGACCCUGGACGAGGGCAUGCAGAUCCCCACUACACAGUUUGACUCCGCUAACCCCACCAACGUGCAGCGGCUGGCCGAGCCGUCUCAGAUGCUCAAGCACGCAGUGGUGAAUCUCAUCAACUACCAGGAUGAUGCUGAACUCGCCACCAGGGCUAUUCCAGAGCUCACCAAGCUCCUCAAUGAUGAAGACCAGGUGGUGGUGAAUAAGGCGUCCGUCAUGGUGCAUCAGUUGUCAAAGAAAGAGGCGUCGCGGCACGCCAUCAUGCGCUCCCCUCAGAUGGUGUCUGCCAUCGUGAGGACCAUGCAGAACACUGCCGACGUGGAGACGGCACGCUGCACCGCCGGCACACUGCACAACCUUUCCCACCACCGGGAGGGCCUUCUCGCCAUCUUUAAAUCCGGCGGCAUUCCUGCUCUGGUUAAGAUGCUCGGAUCUCCAGUGGACAGCGUGCUGUUUUACGCCAUCACCACCCUGCACAACCUCCUCCUGCACCAGGAAGGAGCUAAAAUGGCCGUACGCCUGGCCGGUGGCCUGCAGAAGAUGGUCGCCCUGCUGAACAAGACCAACGUUAAAUUCCUGGCCAUCACCACAGACUGCCUGCAGAUCCUGGCCUACGGCAACCAGGAGAGCAAGCUGAUCAUCUUGGCCAGUGGUGGCCCUCAGGCCCUGGUGAACAUCAUGAGGACCUAUACAUACGAGAAGCUACUGUGGACCACCAGCCGUGUGCUCAAAGUUCUUUCUGUUUGCUCCAGCAACAAACCUGCCAUUGUGGAAGCUGGAGGAAUGCAAGCUCUUGGUCUUCACCUGACCGACCCCAGCCAGCGACUGGUACAGAACUGCCUCUGGACCCUCAGAAACCUGUCAGAUGCUGCCACCAAGCAGGAGGGUAUGGAAGGGCUGCUUGGGACCCUGGUCCAGCUGCUCGGCUCGGACGACAUAAACGUGGUGACGUGCGCCGCCGGCAUCCUGUCCAACCUCACCUGCAACAACUACAAGAACAAAAUGAUGGUGUGCCAGGUCGGCGGCAUCGAGUCGCUCGUGCGCACCGUGCUCAGAGCCGGAGACCGCGAGGACAUCACCGAGCCUGCCGUGUGUGCGCUCCGCCAUCUCACCUCCAGGCACCAGGAUGCCGAAAUGGCCCAGAAUGCUGUGCGCCUUCACUACGGUCUUCCUGUGGUGGUCAAACUCCUGCACCCACCCUCACAUUGGCCUCUUAUUAAGGCCACAGUUGGAUUAAUCCGUAACCUGGCGCUUUGUCCAGCCAAUCACGCACCACUGCGCGAGCAGGGUGCCAUCCCCCGAUUAGUCCAGCUGCUGGUGAGGGCACAUCAGGACACCCAGAGGCGCACCUCUAUGGGAGGCACACAGCAGCAGUUUGUGGAAGGAGUUCGAAUGGAGGAGAUCGUAGAGGGCUGCACUGGCGCGCUUCACAUCCUGGCCAGAGACGUGCACAACAGAAUUGUCAUCCGAGGACUCAACACCAUCCCGCUGUUUGUUCAGUUGCUGUAUUCUCCGAUCGAAAACAUCCAGCGUGUGGCGGCCGGUGUUCUGUGUGAACUGGCACAGGACAAGGAAGCGGCAGAGGCCAUUGAAGCGGAGGGAGCCACGGCACCCCUCACUGAACUGCUGCACUCCAGGAACGAGGGAGUGGCUACGUACGCGGCAGCUGUGCUGUUCCGCAUGUCUGAGGACAAACCUCAGGACUAUAAGAAGCGUCUGUCUGUGGAGCUGACCAGCUCUCUGUUCAGAACAGAGCCCAUGGCCUGGAACGAGACUGGUGAUAUGGGUCUGGACAUGGGAGCUCAAGGAGAGCCUGUUGGAUACAGAGCAGAUGACCCAAGCUACCGCUCCUUCCAUACGGGCUACCCCCAGGACGGUCUGGGCAUGGAUGGCAUUCUGGAACACGAGCUCGCCGGCCACCAUCCCGGAGCGGAUUACCCAGUAGAGGGGCUUCCUGACCUCGGCCACAGCCACGACCUGAUGGACGGCCUUCCUCCAACAGAUUCCAAUCAGCUGGCCUGGUUCGACACGGACCUCUAAACACAUUCUCUCUCUCACACACACACACACACACACACACACACACACACACACACACACACACGGUCUGCAAGUAGAGAAGGUGAGGGACUCAAACCAGGUUCAUGGGGUUUGUACUGUCUGUAAUCUAUUUUAUUAUAAGGAUUAAUUCCUUCAGCGAGGAACAUGGAAAUGGAGUUUAAAAUUUUAA